Vombatus ursinus (common wombat) is the source of this 3747-nucleotide messenger RNA. It is a transcript of the gene INPP5J, whose product is annotated as inositol polyphosphate-5-phosphatase J. Gene Ontology annotation, molecular function: phosphatidylinositol-3,4,5-trisphosphate 5-phosphatase activity; phosphatidylinositol-4,5-bisphosphate 5-phosphatase activity. Gene Ontology annotation, cellular component: cytoplasm; ruffle; plasma membrane. Lineage: Eukaryota; Metazoa; Chordata; Mammalia; Diprotodontia; Vombatidae. The transcript is spliced from 13 exons. Gene Ontology annotation, biological process: phosphatidylinositol dephosphorylation; negative regulation of peptidyl-serine phosphorylation. The record is from RefSeq and is a predicted model, not a curated record.
AUGGUAGGGAAGUGGGAAGGGAGGGCUGAGCCCGGAGUGCAAACUGACCCCAAGCUGGUCACCCUGGGAUAGGAACGGGGCCAAAGACUCCCUGGGGUGGGACCCUGGUCAGUCACCCUCCCAUUGGGCCCUUUCCUAAGGUGGGGGGAUGGGGCUGCCGUCUUGGCUUGGGAGACUGGCACCCUGAAGUUCUCCUCUGACUGCAGGGUACAAAGGGUGGGUGGGAGGCUCUUUCCUCCCCAUCCGGAGCCUCCCACCUGCCCUUCCCUGGAGCAGGCAGCCCCCCGGCCCGUGGGACAGAGACCAAGUCCGUCACCCAGGAGACUGAGUCCAAACCCACCAGCCGAGGAGCAGAUGUCACCUUUGUCUUCCACCGUGGAGCACAGACCAGCCCUGGCCCCCAGCUCAACUCUGGCGGCAGGGCCCUGGACCACCUCCACAGGACCGAGGCCAUCUCUGACAUCCUUGGGACCCAGCCUGACUCCAUCACCCGCAGAGCAGUGCCAGCCCCCCGCCUCCACAGGGCCGAGGGCAUCUCUGACGUCCCUGGGAUCCUGCCUGACUCCAUCACCGGCGGGGCUGUGGCCAGCAGCUCCAUCCCCUUCCUCCUCCUCCUCCUCCUCCUCCUUCUCAGCAGCGGGGAACAGGCCUUUCUCGACACCGCCAGUGGAGCAGCACCAGCCCUUGUCCUCCUCCUCCUCCUCAGGGCAGAGGCAGGGUCCUGGAUCCUCCGGGUUACAACCAGGACCACCACUUACAGAGCAAAGGCCCUCCACCCCAUCCCCUCAGGGGCAGAGGCUGGCCCCAGCACCCACAAGCCAUAAUGCUGCUCUGUCUUGUCCCUUACUGUGUCCAGCUUCAUCCCCAGUGGAGCAGAGACCUCUGUCACCCUCUGGAGAGCCAUCAUGGGCAUCCCUAGAGCCAGCCCCUGCCCCAUCAGCCAGGGAUUGGAUGCACACUGAGCCCAGAACAACCACCUCUUCUAAGAGACUCCCUGCCUCCCAGCCCCAGGGCAUGGACGGAGCCGGCACUCCCUUACCAGCUGUGAGCUCCCACACCCUAGGCCAGACUUCACCCAAUCCCUCCCUCUCUCUCUCCUUCCGGCCUCGGCCUGAAGCCCCCCGGAAUCCCAGUCCGGAAGACUCUCUCUUGUCCCGGCCACCCCAGGCCCUACCGCUGGACACAAGCCACAGCCAGUCAGAGUCAGGGGCCCGCUCUCCAGUCCUGCUAUCUCCGGGAUCAGUGAAGCCGACAUUCCCCACCUCCACAGGAGGUCCCAUGGCCCUCCCAAAGCCACCCCCCUCUCCUAACCGUUCGCCUAGCCGUGCCUCAGGCACUAACCAAGCUAAUGUGGCUGGGCACUUAGGACCCCUGCCCUCUAAGCCUCCAGAAACAUCCCCCUCUAAGCCUAGUACAAAUGGGACCAGCCCGAGUGGACACAGGAGCCCUGCCCCACCAGCCCAAGGCCUUCAGGCCCCUCUCCCUUCUUCUCCCUCUGGAUCUGCCUGGUCAGCACAAUCUACUUGCAAAGGAGACCCUGGCUUCCGGAUCACCAUAGUGACGUGGAACGUGGGUACCGCCAUGCCACCUGACGAUGUCACCUCCCUCCUGCAUCAGAACGGGGAUGACAGCGGAGGUUCAGACAUGAUAGCCAUUGGGCUGCAGGAGGUGAAUUCCAUGAUCAACCAGCGACUUAAGGAUGCACUCUUCACUGACCAGUGGAGUGAGCUCUUCAUGGAUGCAUUGGGGCCCUUCAACUUCGUCAUGGUGAGCACGGUGAGGAUGCAAGGAGUGAUUCUUCUGGUCUUUGCCAAGUAUUAUCACCUGCCCUUCCUCCGGGACGUCCAGACAGACUGCACCCGGACCGGGCUGGGGGGCUACUGGGGCAACAAGGGCGGGGUGAGCGUCCGCCUCUCUGUCUUCGGCCACAUGGUCUGUUUCCUCAACUGUCACCUGCCCGCCCACAUGGACAAGGCUGAACAGCGGAAAGAAAACUUCAUGACCAUUCUCAACAUGCAGCAGUUUGAGGGGCCCAUGGCCAACGGCAUCCUGGACCAUGACAUUGUCUUCUGGUUUGGGGACCUCAACUUCCGCAUCGAGAAUUAUGAUCUGCACUUUGUCAAGUUUGCUAUUGAUAACAACCAACUUCAGAAGCUUUGGGAGAAGGACCAGCUGAACAUGGCCAAAGGCUCCUGGCCAGUCCUGAAGGGCUUCCAGGAGGGGCCCCUCACCUUUGCUCCCACCUUCAAGUUUGACGUGGGCACCAACUUUUAUGAUACCAGCGCCAAGAAGCGGAAGCCUGCUUGGACUGACCGAAUCCUCUGGAAGAUCAAGGCACCAAGUGGGGGGCGGAGCCCCUCUGGCCGAGAGAGCCACCGGCUGCAGGUGACCCAACACAGCUACCGGAGCCAUAUGGAAUAUACUGUCAGUGACCACAAGCCUGUGGCUGCCCUCUUUGUCCUGCAGUUUGCCUACAGAGACGAUGUGCCCCUGGUGAGGAUCGAUGUAGCCGAUGAGUGGCUGAGGCCUGACCAGGCUGUGGUCCGUUACCACAUGGAGAGUGUUUUCUCACGAAGUUCCUGGGACUGGAUUGGCCUCUAUCGGGUGGGCUUCCGGCACUGCAAGGAUUACGUGGCGUAUGUGUGGGCCAAGCAUGAAGACGUGGAUGGCAGCACCUACCAGGUGACAUUCAGUGAAGAGUCUCUCCCCAGGGGUGGGGGCGAGUUUAUACUCGGCUACUACAGCCACAACCAAAACAUCCUCAUUGGGGUCACUGACCCAUUCCAGAUCUCCCUGCCUGCCUCGGAUGAGGGCAGCAGCCCCACGGACAGCUCGAGGGCCAGCUCUGACGGGGAGGACGACAGCACCCUGGAGCUGCUGGGCCCCAAGUCCCGGAGCCCCAGCCCCGGCAAGAUGAAGAGGCACCGCAGCCGCAGCCCCGGCCUGGCCAAGUUCCCCGGCCUGGUUCUCCGGCCUUCGUCCCGGGAGCGGGGGACGAGCCGCAGCCCCUCCCCGCAGGGCCACCGGCCCCUCAAGCCCAUCAGCUCUGGGCCGGGCACGGGAACGAGGGCCAAGGACAAGAAGGGGAAAGCGGGCGUGGGCCCCGAGGAACAGGAUGCCCCCGUGCCCGAGAUGCCCGGGCCCUGGAACCUCCCCCUGCCCAGCUCCCUGCCUCGGCCGGUGCCCUGCACCCUGGGCCUCCUGCCUUCCCUGCGGCUGGAGCCCAUCCUGGGCGGCCAGUGGCGAGAGGAGCCUGAGCCGGAGGGUCGGAUCAGCCCAAAGAGCCCCGGUCGCCCCCCGCGGAGCCCUUCCCCCAGUCCCAAGAGCCACCAGAGGAUGGAAGACGGGCCCCUGGGGCCCUGAGUGCCAGCCUGCGUGUGUACCCUCUCUCCGAGCCGCAUCCGUCCACCCCACCCAUGGCUCCCUCCCAAGAGUCCUGCUGGCCGUGGUCCAUCCGCCCUACCCUGUAGGCAGGGUCGGGGGCCCCUGCGGGAAGUGUCGGGCUGGCUGGGGUCUCUACCUCCGCGCUGCACCGUGAAGAGGGACCCUCCCUCCCUCUCUCCAUCCUGGACCCUAACCUGUGACAAUCACUGCCCCCUUUGCUUUCCCCAAGCCCGGAGCUGGGUGCAGGGGGGCUGGGGGCUGUGCGAGCGCCGGCUGCCGGCCAUCAUCCCGAGGGUUGUUUAUUGGGAAUAAAAGUCUCACAUCUCUUCUGAGCCUCUCGUUUGGAUGGUGGAUGGGGCUGGG